This is a messenger RNA of Clonostachys rhizophaga, 441 nucleotides long. Lineage: Eukaryota; Fungi; Ascomycota; Sordariomycetes; Hypocreales; Bionectriaceae. The record is from the annotation of a GenBank genome assembly.
AUGUUCAGACCGAGAAGAAAGUCGCCCUCGGAACAACAGACGGCAUCCUUGGCCUCAACGAGGACUGUCUUUAGCGUUAUCCCCCCGGAUGACGAAAACCCCGUACCUGGUAAGAACCAGUUCUCCAUCGCCGCGAGCGCUAGACUCCAGCCGGACAACGAUGUCGUUGGCGUAUCCCGCGGCAUUGACCUGGGGGAGGGCAUCACCCCGGCGCCCAUCAACUGCGUUCCCCUCCAGGCGGGUCCGACGUACACCAUUGCUGUCAACAAUGCCGUCUACGUCAAGACCGCCACUCUCAACAAACCAUCUAUUCAGGCUUCUCUUGAUGACGACAAGACUGCUUUCAAACUGCAGUUCCCUUGCGGCAAGAAGAAAGCGACUGUCGUCGAGGAAAUCAAUGGCAACUUUAGCGUGACCUACGCACGUGGCGGUGAUAACUGA